Messenger RNA from Protopolystoma xenopodis, 324 nucleotides. Lineage: Eukaryota; Metazoa; Platyhelminthes; Monogenea; Polystomatidea; Polystomatidae. The record is from the annotation of a GenBank genome assembly.
AUGACUGCGAUGAUUCCAUUGCCGCUCUACGUUACCUUGGAAUUCGUCAAGAUGCAUCAGGUCUGGCACAUCACCCAGGACAUCCAUCUUUACGAUCCGGCGACAAACCGGCCUAUCGAGGUGCGCUCUUUUAAUAUCCCUGAGGACUUGGGCCAGAUCCAAUACGUAUUUUGUGACAAGACGGGCACCUUGACGGAGAAUAAGAUGGAGUUUAAGCGCGCAAGCAUCAAUGGUUUCGAUUAUGUGGCUGAUGAAGGUGGGUUAUGCUUUCCCAAUCCAUACCACGGAUCUGUGUGUUGUAACGAUAGUUUCCCAUGCUACUGA